Nicotiana attenuata is the source of this 915-nucleotide messenger RNA. Its product is annotated as universal stress protein A-like protein. The coding region runs from base 136 to 666 and encodes 176 amino acids. The transcript is spliced from 4 exons. Lineage: Eukaryota; Viridiplantae; Streptophyta; Magnoliopsida; Solanales; Solanaceae. The record is from RefSeq and is a predicted model, not a curated record. Gene Ontology annotation, molecular function: AMP binding.
AGAUGGUGUAAAUAAUGCCAUAUGUUGUAACGAAAUAGAUACAGAACACGAUAAAAUAGGUGGAGCAGCGAAAGAAAACACUCCUAAAUCAAUCAAUCUGCAAACAAAAACCCCUAAAAUCGAUUUCUCGAGAAAAUGGAAGGCGAGGCAAUCACCCAGAUAAUGGUAGGAGUGAACGAGUCAACGAUCAAAGGUUAUCCACAUGCUUCCAUUAGUAGUAAAGGCGCAUUCGAGUGGACUCUUAAGAAGAUCGUUCGUAACAACACUUCUGGCUUCAAACUCCUCUUCCUCCAUGUUCAAGUUCCCGAUGAAGACGGUUUUGAAGACAUGGAUAGCAUAUUUGCAUCACCCGAGGAUUUCAAGGUCCUGAAACACAGGGACAAGAUUAGAGGGCUCCAUCUGCUGGAGUACUUUGUUAACCGAUGUCAUGAAAUUGGGGUUCCUUGUGAAGCAUGGAUAAAGCAAGGUGACCCAAAGGAAGUCGUCUGCCACGAAGUCAAACGUGUACAGCCAGAUCUUCUUGUGGUUGGCUGCCGUGGUCUUGGUCCCUUUCAGAGGGUUUUCGUGGGAACUGUGAGUGAGUUCUGUGUUAAGCAUGCCGAAUGUCCUGUUGUCACAAUUAAGCGCAGUGCAGCUGAGACUCCUCAGGACCCUAUAGAUGACUAAUUCAUUUGGUGUAUUUGUUAGUGCUUAAUGUUCAUUGAUGCAUAUUGGAUGUCGACUUGUGUUGUAGAUAGAUUUUGCAGAUUUUCAUUCUGGUUAUAUAGCUAUGUCUGCUGUGUUGUGUUGUGGGUUUCGUGAUUGCACAUGAUUGUUGUUUGCAUGUGUAGUAACAAUGUCCCGUGUACAUGUGUCUGAGCUUUGAGUACUUCUGGGCCUGCGUGUGCUCUUUAGUAAUAUGUUGGUUUUGGAGAA